UGCAGGAAGGUGUUGAAUGGACGGACUCAAUGUGUGGAAGAUAACAGACUGGGCACAAUCAACGCUGACGUUCUACGUGGAAGCAAUGAUGGUGUCAAUCAUCACACUGUGCAUUGCUUUGCUGUAUCAUGUGGCAGCAGAGCAUCUUGAAAUGAUUGAAAAGCCGGUGAGCUUCUCGGACGCCGAGAAGGAAUGUGUUGCCAAAGGUGGCCAUCUAGCGUCUAUACAUGACCGAAACCACAACGACAGGUUGAAAGACACAUGCAGAGGUUCCGGUUCUCCGCACAACUGUUGGAUUGGUCUGAAGCAUGACGGACAAACCUGGCAGUGGACCGAUGGCACCAUGGUGGACUACACAUUCUGGCAUGGCGGCAGCCCCACCACUGAGACCGGAACGGUGUGUGGCGCCCUCCUCCGUCAAUACACCGACGUUGGCGAGUGGAUAUCAGAGAAAUGUGAUGCUCCCGAGACCCACGCAGUGGCAAUCUGUUCGACUGGUGGAUCCCAGAACCCCAACACAGGACGCCCGAACACAGGACAUACCAACCAACCAGUCAUGUCACAACCAGCUGUGACGUCACAACCCGUCACCAUGGCAGUAACUGAUUUAGGGACAGCUCCCGCUCGAAAGGGAACACGGUUGACUGUGAAGGGGACUCACUUUGAACAGAACGGCAAGAAGGUUUUUCUAUCCGGAGUUAACCAGGCCUGGAUAGCCUACGGCUACGAUUUCGGAGACAAUAACUACGAAUACAGACACUUAGAAUUUGAAAAGUACCUGAAGUUGGUUUCUCAAAACGGCGGCAAUUCUAUACGUGUGUGGGUACAUAUCGAGGGAGCUGUCACUCCCCAUUUUGACGCAUCUGGCAUGGUCGUGAGCCUGGAUCAAAAGGGCACCUUUAUCAACGACAUCAAGAAGUACCUGCGGAAGGCCCUGGAGUACAACAUCCUCAUCUUCUUCUGCCUGUGGAACGGGGCCCUAGCACAGAACGACCACUUCAAGCUGGACGGGCUAAUCAAAGACGAGGCAAAGUUGCAGUCGUACAUAGAUAAUGCCUUGAUCCCGUGGGUGAAGGCAGUGAAAGACGAACCCGCUAUGGGGGGCUGGGACAUCAUCAACGAGAUGGAGGGAGAAAUCAAGCCCAACCUGGCCAACGCAGAACCAUGUUUUGAUACAAAAUUCCUGCUUAACUCUGGGGCAGGUUGGGCGGGCAACAAGUAUACGGCAGAGGAGUUUCUGAAAUUCAUAAACUGGCAGGUAGAUGCUAUCAGACAGGUUGAUCCCCAGGCGCUCGUCACGGCUGGGUCUUGGGAAGCGAGGGACAAUGUUGACAAAUGGGCAGGCUUCAAUCUGUACAAAGACGAGUGCCUUGUGAAGGCUGGGAGCAAAAAGAUGGGCACGCUGACAUUCUAUUCGAGUCAUACGUACUCCUGGCAAGGGAAAUAUAGCGAGUUCUCCCCCUUCAAGCACGUCUUCGCCGACUACGGGCUUAAGAAGCCGUUGGUGGUAGCCGAGUUCAACCAGGUAUCAGGGGCAGGGAUGGACAUCGUUGACCAGUUCAAACACCUGUACACAAGUGGUUACGCUGGUGGAUGGACCUGGCACGCAAAAGCUGACGGCAGCAACACUGACUCAACGGCCACUCAGAUGCGGGGACUCCUUUCACUGAAGGGCAAGGACGACCUGACGAGCGGAGGCAUGAUUCCGCUUACGCUGUGAUCAGUCAGUGUCGAAUCUAACAGUGCAGGAUUAUAUGCAAUAGGUUAAAGGCAGUUUAAGAAAUAAACAUUGGCAUAUUU
Molecule: messenger RNA, 1800 nt
Organism: Haliotis rufescens (red abalone)
Lineage: Eukaryota; Metazoa; Mollusca; Gastropoda; Lepetellida; Haliotidae
Product: mannan endo-1,4-beta-mannosidase-like
Exons: 11
Coding region: 17-1720 (567 amino acids)
Source: RefSeq, a predicted model, not a curated record